GGAUUGAUUUCUAGUUUGUUAUGAGUUUUCAAAAAAAUGGUGGUUAUGUGAUAUUGUCAGUUGAUUAUGUUGAACUAAGAUAUUGAGUAAUAAAAUUAAAUAAAAUAAAUGUUUGCUGCUCUUGUGAAGCCGGUUUGGGCAUUUAUGCACUCAAUGCGUUUAAUUUUCGUAUUCAUAUUAAAUGCCACUUAUCAUGGAGGGCGUUCGGUUUUUUUAAUAAUUAAAUUUAUAUUCGACUUAUUCAAGGAAAUUUUCACAGCAUUGAACAUAUUCGGCGAAGAGUUUUACGGUUUUGUAUGUGAAAUAGACUGCAGCGUGCGUACUGUUGCCAAUUACGUGCAAUCAUCAAGUACUAGUGGAGUUGAAUGUUUUAUAGAAAGUCUGAUUCUAUUUUUAAAUCAUAUAAGCAAGUUUUUUACCAAAACUAAAUUGCAUACAAAAGUACUGGCCACAAAUGUUUGCCUCUUUGCGUGUGAUUUGUGGACAUUACUGUACAAUGCCAUACUUUUAAUAGCUGAAAGAAUUUGGUGGACACUUACGUUGAUCCCGAGAUUGCUGUUGGGUACUAUAGCGGAUGCGGUGGAUUUGGCUGUGCAUUUUAUAGCCUCUGUACUUCGAGAGAGCAUAUCGCAUGUCGAAAAAUUUGUAACCCAUAUGUUCUUUGUGAGUUCCAUUCUGAUGGUAAUAUUAGUCUUGCAAUUCGUGUGGUUCCACCGUCGCAUAUGCUUUUCCCUUCUACUGUUUUGGCUGAGAAAAUUUGGAAAAUUUUUCAGAUCUGGCAUAGACAAGACGAUACUGUGUACUAAAGAAGUAUUUUCAGGCAGACAAAUAAAAUUUGAGAAUUGUUGUGUAGUCUGCCAAGAUCGUUUGAAGUCAGUUGUCCUGCUGCCCUGCAGACACUUAUGCUUGUGCAAAGAUUGUGCUACCCAUCUACUCUUUAUUAACCAGCAACCUAAUUGCCCCUUAUGUCGUGCUGGUAUUACUGAUUCCAUGUCAGUGUAUAUGUGAUAUUUACUUUCAGUAAUAUUUUAUAAAUUAUUUACUGCCAUCUCUAUCUAAUUUAGAUAAUUUUUU
Glossina fuscipes is the source of this 1074-nucleotide messenger RNA. RefSeq lists its product as uncharacterized. The transcript has 2 exons. The record is from RefSeq and is a predicted model, not a curated record. Gene Ontology annotation, molecular function: ubiquitin protein ligase activity. Bases 109 to 1008 code for a protein of 299 amino acids. Lineage: Eukaryota; Metazoa; Arthropoda; Insecta; Diptera; Glossinidae. Gene Ontology annotation, biological process: protein ubiquitination; ubiquitin-dependent protein catabolic process.